Messenger RNA from Acaulospora colombiana, 711 nucleotides. The record is from the annotation of a GenBank genome assembly. Lineage: Eukaryota; Fungi; Glomeromycota; Glomeromycetes; Diversisporales; Acaulosporaceae.
AUGUAUAUCGGGAUUUACAACCUCAUAUUGUCUGAUAUACGUUUUGCUGCGGAAACUCAGUUUCCUUCACCAGGGAUUAGCGGUAAAACAUUCGAACUUCCACUUCACAAUUCCUCAAUUCUCGCGAAAGGACCGGGAAUAUCGGAGUCCAUGGGUUUCUAUCUCAAGAUGAUAUUUGAUAACGGAGAUUCUAGGCAGAUUUUUUAUUUUCUAUUGUUGAAUAUGACCUAUAUGUUUGUUCAAAUAAUAUAUGGAAUCUGGACUAAUAGCUUGGGUUUGAUUUCGGAUGCUAUUCACAUGUUCUUCGACUGCGUGGCGUUGGCUUUCGGAUUGUUUGCUUCGAUCAUGAGCAAAUGGCCGGAGAACAAUAGUUAUGGAAGAAUUGAAACACUAUCGGGAUUCGCUAAUGGAAUAUUUCUCAUCCUGGUUUCGGUAUUCAUCAUGUUCGAAGCUAUGGGACGUUUAUUCGAACCACCUGAGAUGAAUACUGACAAACUACUAUUGGUGAGCUUCGUGGGGCUUAUUGUAAAUCUUGUAGGCAUUUUCGCAUUUAAUCAUGGCCAUCACGGGCACUCUCACGGUUCAAAUAAUGGUAAUGGUCAUGUCCCUAGCAAGAGUCGCGGUAAUUUGCAUGGUCACUAUCAUGACAAUCAUCACCACGGUCACCAUCAUCACGAUCACGGAGAUAAUGCUAACAUGGAAGGUUUUUGA